AUGGGACGAGUAGGACUUGGGCUUUUUUACCGUGUUCUUCGUCGUCUAAUGGGUGUUGGAAGCAUAUUGUCAAGGUUGGAAAAAAAAAAGAUCUGGAUCAAUAAUACUCUUGAUAGUUACUUUGUGGGGAUUAUGGGUGAUGGGUCUACAAUUAAUUUUUGGACAAAUCCAUGGCUUUUUAAUGAUUCGCUUCGAUUAGUUUAUCCCAACCUUUUUAGACUCGAGAAGCACACAUGGGUUUCUGUUUCAGACAGGAUUCAAAUCACAAACGGGUCAAAAACGCUGCAGUGGGAAUGGAGGAAAGAGCCUUCGACGCCAGAAGAAAUCGCUGAAUUGUUUAGUCUGUUGUCUGCUGUCUUUGAUUAUGAAUGGAAGGGUGGUACAGACUCGUGGAAGUGGAAUGCAGACCCAAACGGUAGCUUUUCUGUUAAAGCUGCUAAAGCGCUGAUGCGCCAACAUAAUCAGCAGACGUCGAGCAGCCUUAUGAAGUGGAAAGGAUGGGUGCCGCUCAAAUGUAAAAUAAUGGUUUGGCGAUCUUUGAUUAACCGUAUGCCUCCGAAUGAGCUUUGUGUUUGCUGUGAGUCGGUUCCAGAAACUACCCUCCAUCUAUUCAACGGAUGCUUCUUCGCUGCAGAAAUUUGGAGUCGGAUAGAGCACUGGUGCAGCCUUACUCCUAUAUUCGCUUUUGAUAUGAAAGAUUUUAUGGAGAUCCCUUCAAUUCAAACGAAGUCUAAGAGGUCGAGAAAUAUUCUUCGAGGGAUUGUUUUUACUACGUUGUGGUCUAUCUGGAACGAGCGCAACACGAGGAUCAUCAAAGGAGUUCGGCGUCGUCCGGUUGAAGUUUUGGAAAGCAUAAAAAUGACUUCGUAUUUUUGGUAUCGAAAGAGAGCUAAAAGUAGAGAUUUAGAUUGGAAUGCUUGGUGUAAAAACCCUCUAGUUGUGAUGUAA
Molecule: messenger RNA, 948 nt
Organism: Helianthus annuus (common sunflower)
Lineage: Eukaryota; Viridiplantae; Streptophyta; Magnoliopsida; Asterales; Asteraceae
Exons: 1
Coding region: 1-948 (315 amino acids)
Source: RefSeq, a predicted model, not a curated record